UUUAUCGGAUGAUAAUUAUUUAAAAAUGCGUGUCAUGAGGAUUGCCUCCCUUUAAUGUUAUUCACUUCUAAAGCUACCUGUGGCUUUCCUGAGCGUUUCGUUACAUUACACUUGAGACUUUCACACAGUCAGACACACAAGCUUCAUCAUGGCUGGACGCCUGCUGUUUGUCAUCCUCAUGUAUUGCUUUCACAUGUAUCAAGCACAAGAUCUUCCUCCACCGACACUGACAGUGAAUCCUCCGGUGAUCACAGAGUCAGACUCAGUCACUCUGCACUGUCAGACUCCACCCUCUGUUUCUGUGUCUCAGUGUUAUUUCUACACUUUAAGUGGAGGAACUAGAGGCUUCUCUUGUCUGAAGACUCUGACAGGAACUGAGCUGCUGCAGAUGUCACAGCAGAGUUCACCUGUUGAUGUUCAAGUGAAAUGUUUUUACAUUGUAAUGUUUAAAGGGUCAAAUUCUCUAUCUCCACACAGUGACCUGUCCUCCAUCACCAUAGACAAUCCUCUUCCACCGACACUGACAGUGAAUCCUCCGGUGAUCACAGAGACAGACUCCGUCACUCUGCACUGUCAGACUCCGCCCUCUGUUUCUAUGUUACACUGUUAUUUCUACACUUUAACUGGACUCAUUGUCAGAGGCUUCUCUUGUCUGAAGACUCUGACAGGAACUGAGCUGCUGCUGAUGUCACAGCAGAGAUCACCUGCUGAGGUUCAAGUGAAAUGUUUUUACACGGUAACGUUUGGAGGGUCAACUUCUCCACACAGUGACCUGUCCUCCAUCACCGUACACACUCUCCGUCCCCCGACACUGACAGUGAAUCCUCCGGUGAUCACAGAGACAGACUCCGUCACUCUGCACUGUCAGACUCCGCCCUCUGUUUCUAUGUUACACUGUUAUUUCUACACUUUAACUGGACUCAUUGUCAGAGGCUUCUCUUGUCUGAAGACUCUGACAGGAACUGAACUGCUGAAGAUGUCUCAGCAGAGAUCACCUGUUGAGGUUCAAGUGAAAUGUUUGUACACUGUAAAACAUGGAGGGUCAACUUCUCCAUCUCCACACAGUGACCCGUCCUCCAUCAACAUAUACAAUACUGUAGAAAAGGAGUCAAGCACCACCCAGUCGAUUGCACCAUCAAAGGAUUCCACAGGUCUGACUGUUAUUAGUCCCUAUCCUUUCCCCCCUGUAACACCUGCAAAACAGACAUCAGGUUGGACUGUCGUAAUGUCAAAGAACACUGGUAGUUCCUCCUCUUCCUCCCCAACACCAGUGAAAGCAGCAUCAGCAGAAAUAUGGAAGUUUGUAGCAGUUGUGGCUGGAUGUGGAGUUGCUGUGGGCGUCAUCCUGCUGGUUUCUGCACUUCUCUGUAACAACAAAAUAACUGCUGGUCCCGAUGAGGUGAAAAGGCAGGAUACCAAAGUUGAAUAUUCUGACACAUACCAUAUGUACUGCCCUGAGGAGCCAGCUGCUUCAGACCUGAUGAUGGGUCAAAUGUACAGCAAGGUGCAGUCACACUGAAGCCGUUCGUACUGAACAGAGUGCAAGAGGAACAAGUCUAAAAAACUAUGUGUUUGAAGUAAACUUUUAUAAUCCAAACUAAUGUUAGACGACUGAAAUGUAUUUCUCUCAUCAACCAAACUGAGAUUAAAAAAAAUGUAGCCAAACUUUUACCUAAAGCAAAAGUUGAGUCUUUCUAGUUUGUAAAUGUGUUUCUGUUUAAUGUUGUGUAUGCUGUUUUACAUCUAUUAUUAACACAAGUUGAAAAAAGGGAAAACCCUAAUAUAUACUGUAUAUCUAUUAAAUCGGAUGUAACUUGUAUAGUAACUCUGUGACUAUGCCCUAUAAAUGUAUUUAUACUGCUUUGAAUUUCAUUGUUUCAGUUGAUCCCUUAUCCAUUGUUUCACAUCAGUUUCCACACACACACAGAAACCAACAGACACACAGAGAAAAUAACACCAGGGGUAAAUAAAGGAAGGAAAAUAUGUCUUUGUAUUUAUUCAUCAUCUCUCUCAAACAUGAGGAUACGUGUUUGUGGUCACCUUCACACAUUAUGGCUGUAAUAUCAAUGGAACAUUCUGAGAUCUUCUUCAUGCAUCUUUAGCUCGUCUGAAAUGUCUUCUGCUUUAAAACAAGGAGAAACUGGCAGAAUAAAGCAAGUUCUAAAAUAAAUAAAAAUGAUGGCACUGUCAACAGUUUUUAGCAACUUACUGCCAAAAAUA
Messenger RNA from Gymnodraco acuticeps, 2220 nucleotides. RefSeq lists its product as uncharacterized. Bases 149 to 1519 code for a protein of 456 amino acids. NCBI's taxonomy places the organism in Eukaryota, Metazoa, Chordata, Actinopteri, Perciformes, Bathydraconidae. The record is from RefSeq and is a predicted model, not a curated record. The transcript has 11 exons.